ACUGUUGUUUGACAUUGGUGUAUUUUCUAAUAUAUUUAUAUAUAUUUUCGUACAAUGAAGAUAUUAGCUAUUAAUGAAGAACUUCAGGCGAGGGAACAAGGGACUCCAGCUGUAGAAGUUUCACCUUUGGAAAUGGAACAGCCUCCACCUGCUAAAAAAGAACAUCUGGCAACAGAGUUGGCACCUGAACCGACACCAGAAGAUGCUGAACAAGCAAAACUGGAUAUACCAGGAUUAUCACGAAAACUGAGCUUUCCCCGAGCUCACUUUCAUAUGGAAGCCGCAAAAGUGAGAGAAGAUAUUGCUGAAGAUAAGCAUAUAUCUGGAAGCUCACAAAAGGAGAUUGUGGGGAAAGACACUAUCAAAUUUGAGGCUGACGAAGUAGUGACUGAAACGCCAAGAGAGAAAGUAGAGCAUUCCUCAUUAUCAUCUUCACAAGAGGUAAUAAGCAUGCACGAAAGUGAAGAGAGUUCAUCUUCAGAGGUUGCACAGUUACAAGAGCUAACUCCUCCAAAGCGAAAACAUGUGGGAAAGGUCAUACCUGAACCAUCACCGGAGUCUCUGCCCUCAGACAUACAGCUGGAAAUAAAAGGCAAAUCAUUUCCAAAGGCUAAACCAGUUAAAAUUCAGGAGGAUUUAGAAGAUCUUGAUGAACAGCAUCCCGUAUCUCUGCUUUCCACUUGGACUACAAAAGAUGUGGAUCACCCACUUAUUCACCUUCUUUGUGAGGCUUACCCAAGAUGUGUGUUGCCUGUUCAUCUGCAGCUUGCUUCAAGAAUACACCAUACUAUAGACAAAAGGGGUCAUAAUGUUUCUGUACCACCAGAUAAUCGUUUCAGUGACUACUCAGAGCAGUUCUUACCAUCCACUUCUGCUUAUGAUGAAUUUAUGGCAAGAGAAAGAAUUUGUAAUGAAGGAGUUCCUAUUUCAGAAGUAUACAAAUGCAGUCAGGAAGAUGGAGUUAAAGUUUUCCCACCAAGGUCACCAGAAACUAUGCCUGAAUGGCAAAGAGUAGCUGAGUUUUAUGUUGAAAAACCUCAACUAGCGCUGUUAGGAGAAAAAGUUAAAUUUCAUCCAGGGUCUCUCAAAAUGUUUUGGACACCAGCGCCACAGAAAUUCGCUGCUCCUCUCUCCCUUAUGAAGGAGACCUUGUUUCCAAAGUAUGAGAGCAAUCUGAUUAAUGGCGUUAUUUAUGAAGACUUUUCAUGUGAUCUUCGAGAUAAAGAAGUAUUAGAGUUUGAGGAGGACUUUGACCACUUGCUUUCUACUCUUAAAAUCUCUAGAAGAUGCACUUCCUCUCCAGCGCUUUUAGUUUCUGAAUGGGAAACAUUACAGGAGAACAUCAAAGAAUGUGAAGAUCUGGUUAAAAGACCUCAUAGUGCACCAGAAUUAUCAUUCAGAGACAAAUCUACUUUGAAGAUUUCUGCAAAUUUCAGAACCACUAUGGAAGAGAUAACUGUUAUGAAAAAACAACGUUUUUCAGUAGAUACUGAAGCUACAAAGCCUGGCAUUUUAUCAACAAAGCUACAAAGCUCUCCUAGCCUUGAGAAAAGAGAAUCUGCCGCACACAAAAGUGUUCUUGUUGGCUCAGAUAAAGGUUCUGAUAUAGCUUUGGCAAGUACAUUCAAGCAAACAAAAGGUCUUUUCCCCUCUAGAGGACGAUCUGCAUCUAUUGCACCCACUCCACUUUCUGAGCCUAUAGAGGAAGAUAUAUUUAGUGUGGCUGCAGAAGCUAAAAAAGCUGGGAUGAAGUACAUCAUUUUCCCAAGGAAAGCAUCAUACAAAAGGAGAUCAUUGAAAACAGCAGGGAAACACAUUUCUGUUAAUAUAUUAGAAAGUGUUUGUGAGAAAUUAAGAGAACCUCCACAGAUUCUUAAAAGGUCUGCAUCUCUUGGAAGGCUUACAAUUCAUAAUAAAUUCUGUAUCAAAGUAUCUCGAGCAGUUCGAAGUUAUCGAAGUCCCAGCCUCCCUUGCUGGCUAGAUUUUGAAAAAUUUGCAGCAAGCCAAGGGAGAACCCCAGAAGACACCGAUGAUUUUCUUUGGGCCAGAAAAAUCUGGAAUAAAUGGUUUGAUGAGCAAUACCCUCCCAUUAGCCAAUCUUUUACUGAUAGAUCAAAGGCAGGCAAAAAGGACAUAGAGGAGGAAACCAAGGACACAGAAUUAGUAAACACAGUAAAUCUUCUUCUCUUCGAGGGAAAACCAGAUGAACUUGAGCAGUGUCAAUCUGAAAUUGAUAGAAUAACCCAAGAAAUAGAUGAAGGAAAUUUUUCUGGGUUUAACUAUUGUAGACGUGGAGCGAUAUACAGGAAAAUAGGCAAAAUGAAGGCAGCCAUGGAUGACUUGGAAAAAGCAAUAAGUUUAGAACCAAUGCUGGUUAAUGCCUAUUGGCAUAGACAUUUAAUUUUCGUUUACCAGAACAAAAUGCUUCCAGCGCUAGAAGACCUGAAUUUUAUAAUUAAGUGCAACAAAAACAAUGCAGAUGCAUAUCUGUCGAGAGCUGAAAUAUACAAAAAUCAGGGAGAUAAUUCAUUAGCAAUUAUCAACUACAGUCUUGCCCUGAGAUGCAGACCUGCAGAUGAUGAAAUAUUCUACAAAAGAGCUGAGGCCUAUGAAGAGAAUGGUGAUAUAAUACUGGCGAUAGAAGAUUAUGCUAAAUGCAUUCUCCACAAUCCCAAAAGAACUGAUGCACUUAUGAAGCAUGGAAUACAUUACUUUAAUAAAUCUAUAUGGAGUAUAGCUAUUAAUGAUUUUACAAAUGUGAUUAAAGAGGACCCAAGCAUUGCGGAGGCAAGAACCUAUCGAGGAAGAAUAUAUGUUAAACUAGAGCAGUAUAAAAAUGCAGCUGAAGAUUUUGCUGUUGCAAUUCACCUGAAUCCUAAUGAUUGGAUUGCAUACUACCAUAGAGGUUGUCUUUUGCGAACGAUGGAUCCAAAACAAGCCCUGCAGGACUUGAGUGUUUCUGUUCUUCUCAAUCACAAGUUUGAGAAUCUUGGCGCUUUUCUUCACCGUGGGAUCUUAUAUUCAGAACUGAAACAGUGGUUACUAGCAAUCUGUGAUUUUGAAUGUGCACUCUCCUUGGACAGGAGCCUUACCGUAGCUUACAUAAAUAUUGGACUGAUUUUGAUGUUAAAUAUGGACCAUUAUUUUGAAUCUAUUCGACAGUUCACUCAUGCCAUUCAGCUGGAUCCAUUAGAUAUUAGACCAUACAUGUGCAGAGCCCAGGCACAUCAAAGGGUUCAUGAUCUAAAGAGUGCAGUUAAAGAUAUGAACAGAGCCAUUCAUCUCCAGCCCAACUCACCCCACUUAUGCUUAACAAGAGGACAGUAUUUACUAGAGAUGCAGAAUUAUGAUCUUGCAGGUUUCUGCAUACACCAAGUUGCAGAAAUGGGUCAAGGACCCCUUGAAUGUUCGCUUGUUCAAGAAGCACUUGUUCAAUCAUUUUGUCAGAAUCACAACAAGGCCAUUGCGUGCGCGCUUGCAGCCUCUGAAAACCAACCUGAUUGUUCCAUGUUCGUUCUACUUGGAAAAAUCCAAAUGAAAGCCAAAAAGCAUAAGGAUGCUGUAGCCAGUUUUAAACAAGCAUUGAAGCUGCUGACUGAUAUUGCAAGAUCUACACCUAGUACAUUUGAGGCUGCAGAAAUAAAUUUUUUUAUUGGCCAGUGCUAUAUGGAGCAAGUCUCCUUAUUACAGGCCUGUGAAGCUUUUACUUCUGCUGUCAAGCUAUAUCCACGUUUUGCAGAUGCAUACUAUCAGCGAGGGCUUUGCAGAAUGCAGCUCCAUCAACCUAAGUGCAUAUUAGAUUUUAACAAAACACUUGCUAUUCAACCAGACCAUUUUCAGGCAUAUUUAAGUCGUGCUGCUUACUAUGGAUGCAAAGGAAGAUUCUCCAAGGGAAUAAUGAAUUGCAACGAAGCCCUCAGAAUUCAGCCUAGAAGCGUGAGAGCCUAUCUUUAUAGAGGAGCACUGAAAUUUUAUAACAGGACUUACAAACAUGCUGUUGAAGAUUUAAGUAAAGCUAUAAACCUAGACAAUGUUUGCAUCUUGGCAUAUUACAAUAGAGCACUUUCUUACCACUGCUUGAAGGACAGCAAAAAUGCUUUGAAAGAUUAUGGGAUUGUUCUUCUUCUUGAGGCCAGCAAGGACAUUGUUCUGAAAGUGUUGAUCAACCGUGCCUUACUCUAUGCAGAUUUGAAGCAACAUGCUAAUGCACUAGAGGACUUUGCAGAAGUAGCACUGAGUAAACCAAGAGACGGUAAACUAUUUCAAAAUAUUGGACACUGCUGUCAUAGACUUCAGAAAUAUGAAGAAGCUGUGGAGGCAUUUUCAAAGGUUAUUGAAAUAGAUCCUUUUUCUCUGGAUGGCUAUAUUGGACGAGGAAAUUCAUAUCUAGAAUAUGGUCAUGAGAAAGGUACUAGACAAGCCCAGAAAGAUUUUGCAAGAGCAAUACAUCUGAAUCCAUUGUGCAUAAAGGCCAGACUUUGUGCAGGCUACAGUUUGCAGGCUCUUGGAAAGUUUAAGAAAGCUUGGGCCCAGUUUUCAGCAGUUCUUUAUAUCGAUCCCAAGUGUCACAUUGCUUAUGAUGGGCGAGCUGUAGUCUCUCUUCAGAUGGGCGAUACCUUUGCUGCCUUUCAAGAUACAAAUGCUGCACUCAAGGUAACUACAAGUGCAGAGCUGCUUACUAAUCGAGGUGUCAUUAACCAGUUUAUGGGAUAUUUAAACUGUGCCAUGAAAGAUUAUCAGCAAGCUAUCUCCAUUGACCCCAGCUAUGCUUUGGCAUAUUUCAAUGCAGCAAAUAUCUACUUUCUCAACAGGCAGUUUUCACAGGCAGAUAACUAUUAUUCCAAGGCACUGAUGCUUGAUCCAACAAAUGAAUCUGCAUUCCUAAAUCGAGCUAUUACAAAUACGCUGUUAAAGAAAUUUGAAGAAGCAAAAGCAGAUUUUGAGGAGGCAAUUUGCCUCUCUCCUUUCUCGGCAGCAAUAUAUUUUAACAAGGCAAAUCUCUACAGUACAUUGCAGGAAUAUGAGCAAGCUGAGGAAGCCAUUUCAAAAGCCCUGUCAAUUCAGCCGUAUGAUUCCCUGAUGUUUAAACUCAGAGCUGAUAUUCGUGGCAAGAUGGGUUUAAUGAAAGAAGCUAUUGCUGAUUACAAGAAAGCUAUCAGUAUCCAAGAACUUAUCAGUGGGUGAAAAAAUAUUUUUGGUGUAGAGUAACAUGAUCACCUGUAUUACAGUUACUUUUCCAGUUUAUGUUGAAUACCAUUUAUGUUUUGUUACUGUAUAUACUGUUUACACUAACGUAUUGGUCGCAAAUUAUCUUAAAUUUUAACUGUGAAUGUCUGUACAUAUUUUGUUUACAUAACUGAAUAGGACAGAUUAAAUGAAAAGAACAAUGAAAACAAUCACUUGACUAUAGUAAAGAAAAAAGUAGUUGACUUAUUAGAGAAAUGUAAGAUCAUCUUUGUUUCUCCAUUUUGAAGGACUAGAUUUGCUGAAACUUCUUUAGCUGAUUCCCCCCCCUCAUUUAAUUAAUAUGUGAAUACGCAAAGUAUAAUAUGGAUAAAGUCGAAUACAAAUA
Zootoca vivipara (common lizard) is the source of this 5572-nucleotide messenger RNA. RefSeq names its product tetratricopeptide repeat domain 6 (gene TTC6). Lineage: Eukaryota; Metazoa; Chordata; Lepidosauria; Squamata; Lacertidae. Gene Ontology annotation, molecular function: protein binding. The record is from RefSeq and is a predicted model, not a curated record.